GAAUUGUAUCGUUUGGAGAGCGGACCCUCAGAGAAAAUGACAAUGAACGAAGAAGAAGCAACUUACGCGUUGAAAACGAUGAUCUACAUCAGACGAAUGGAAAACAAGGCGGCGGAAUUAUAUAGAUUGCGCUUGAUCAACGGUUUCCUUCAUUUAUAUUCUGGUCAGGAAGCAGUAGCCGUUGGUACAAAGAUGUCGAUAAUGGAAAAGGACAGUUUGAUCACAGCUUACCGAUGUCAUGGUUUCGCAGUGGUAUUCGGUAUAUCGGCACGAGAAAUAUUCGCGGAGUUGAUGGGUCGUAAGACUGGAAUUUCGAAAGGAAAAGGUGGAUCUAUGCACAUGUACGGGAAUCAAUUUUUCGGAGGCGAUGGAAUCGUCGGCGGUCAGAUACCGGUUGGCGCUGGGUUAGGAUUCGCUCAAAAAUACAACGGCACGGGUGGAGUUGCUUGGGCAUUUUAUGGGGAUGGUGCUGCGUCUCAGGGUCAAAUCUACGAAGCAUACAACCUGUCGAAAUUAUGGAAUCUGCCGGUGGUAUUUGUAUGCGAAAAUAAUAAGUACGCGAUGGGAACGGUAGUGCAGAGGCAUUCGGCUAACACCAACUUCUACACGCGAGGAGAUCUAAUUCCAGGGGUGAAGGUAGAUGGCAUGAGAGUGAUGGAUGUUCGCGAAGCUGUGAAAUUUGCUAGAGACUACGCUCUCAGGAACGGUCCGAUUCUUCUUGAGAUGGUCACCUAUCGAUACUUUGGUCACAGCAUGAGCGAUCCUGGUACCUCUUAUCGUACCAGAGACGAAGUGAAGAAAAUACAAGCUGAACGAGAUCCUAUCGAGUUAUUGACCAAACUGCUCGUCGAGAAUGGUGUGAAAACCGAAGCGGAAAUUCUUGAAAUUAGAAAAAACACGUACAAAGCAGUGGACACGGAAAUGGAACAAGCUAAAGCUGACCCGUACCCGGAAAUGUCGGAAAUCGCAACGGAUGUUUACGUGAAACCACUGGAAAAAACGCGCGGCAAAGCACCUUGGGAAACUCAUUAAAAACGGAAUCAAAUUUUUCCUCUAUACCCUUCUUUGUACUGAUUCUAAAUUUAUCAGUAAAAUAAAAUAAUAUCGAAUCGAA
This is a messenger RNA of Bombus pascuorum, 1114 nucleotides long. RefSeq lists its product as uncharacterized. Gene Ontology annotation, biological process: pyruvate decarboxylation to acetyl-CoA. NCBI's taxonomy places the organism in Eukaryota, Metazoa, Arthropoda, Insecta, Hymenoptera, Apidae. The record is from RefSeq and is a predicted model, not a curated record. Bases 37 to 1032 code for a protein of 331 amino acids. Gene Ontology annotation, molecular function: pyruvate dehydrogenase (acetyl-transferring) activity. The transcript has 5 exons. Gene Ontology annotation, cellular component: intracellular membrane-bounded organelle.